ACAGUUCACACACAGUCCACCAAACUGCCAGAAUCUUGGAACAGAGAGAAGAAGAGUCAGAAAAUAUUGAAAGGAUGAGUGAAGCUAGCAAGAUCCAAAUUCCCAGGGUCAAAUUGGGCAAUCAAGGCCUUGAGGUCUCAAAAAUGGGGUUUGGAUGCAUGGGCCUCACUGGAGUCUACAACUCUCCUGUUUCUGAUGAGGAUGGAAUCUCAAUAAUAGUAGCUGCUUUCAAUAAAGGAAUCACUUUCUUUGACACAGCUGAUGUAUAUGGACCGCAUACAAAUGAACUUCUUGUUGGGAAGGCGCUGAAGCAGUUGCCAAGAGAAAAAAUUCAAUUAGCCACAAAGUUUGGUGUUGUUUUUGGAGGAGUGGAUCCUCCUGGUGUUACAGCCAAGGGUACUCCGGAGUAUGUCAGGUCAUGCUGUGAGGCUAGCUUGAAGCGUCUUGAUGUGGACUACAUUGAUCUGUAUUAUCAACAUCGGGUGGACACUUCGGUGCCUAUAGAGGAAACUAUGGGUGAGCUGAAGAAACUGGUGGAAGAAGGAAAAGUAAAAUAUAUAGGGUUAUCUGAAGCCAGUCCAGACACCAUAAGGAGGGCACAUGCAGUUCAUCCCGUCACAGCUCUACAAAUGGAGUGGUCUCUCUGGACUCGUGAAAUUGAGGAAGAAGUCGUUCCACUUUGCAGGGAGCUUGGUAUUGGAAUAGUACCAUAUAGUCCUCUUGGUCGUGGCUUUUUUGGAGGCAAAGCAGUUGUGGAAAGUUUGCCUUCAAAUAGUGCCCUCUUGUCGACACAUCCUCGGUUCAUAGGAGAAAACUUGGAGAAGAACAAGAAUAUUUACAAUCGAAUGGAAAGUCUUGCUAAAAAGCACCAAUGCCUUACUGCUCAGCUAGCACUAGCAUGGGUUCUCCACCAAGGAGAUGAUGUUGUACCUAUCCCAGGGACAACAAAGAUUAAGAACCUGGAUGUAAACAUUGGCUCCUUGAAGGUGAAACUUGGGGAAGAGGACUUGAAAGAAGUUUCUGGUGCUGUGCCACUCGACCAAGUCGCUGGUGAGAGAACUUAUGUAACUCUGAGGCAUUUGCAGUGGAAAUUCGCCAACACUCCCCCGAAGAAGUUACUAAACCAUCAAUAGGAAUGCCAGCAUAAACAGUAGGGAGGCGAACCCCGUUAGUUGGGAGGCCCUGUACUCUUGGAUUGUUCUAGGGAGCUAUCGAUGCUGCUCAGUGAGCAUACAUCUCCCAUUCAGUUCAUGUGGAAAGCUAUGCUGGUUAAACGCCACAUUCGCUCUUAACUUGCAAUCCAAGUCUCAUCCAUACCAUCACCAGUAGCAUUCUCUGCAUUUCCGAUCAGACUCCGGUCCUAAAACUGCUCGACUUCUAACUGCAGCCGGACCUUUUACCAUUCCAGUUAGAAGCUCAACAUCUAUAUUGAACUCAAACUUUUUUGUUAGUAAUAUACCCUAAUAUUGGUCUGCAAAGAAGUUGAAGUUCUUUGGAGCACACAUAAUUACAUGAGUGAAUACUCCAGAAUGAAGUUCAUAAUUU
Messenger RNA from Fragaria vesca subsp. vesca, 1545 nucleotides. RefSeq names its product probable aldo-keto reductase 1-like. The record is from RefSeq and is a predicted model, not a curated record. Gene Ontology annotation, cellular component: cytoplasm. NCBI's taxonomy places the organism in Eukaryota, Viridiplantae, Streptophyta, Magnoliopsida, Rosales, Rosaceae. The coding region runs from base 75 to 1133 and encodes 352 amino acids. The transcript is spliced from 8 exons.